UUGUUUCCCUCUGCAGACAACAAUCAGACACGUGUUAAUUAAUGUCAAAUCUUGUGAAAUAAUUUAAUAUACAUAUUCUAUUAUAAUAAGAAGAGCAUGUGGAAACUUUUGAUUCUCCUGCUGUUAGGCCUUGGUGAUGUGACAGUCUCUGUGAGCGUUCAGCCUGGACUGGAGACGCCUUUAGAUGUGAUCGUCGUAGGAGGGGGGAUAGCAGGCAUGGCAGCCGCCAGAAAGCUAACCAAUACUCCUGAAAAGUAUUCUGUCAAGGUCCUUGAAGCUUGCAAGAAUAGAUAUGGUGGGCGUGUGUAUACAGACAGAAAAGGGAGUGUGAGGGGUGUGGAGGGAGAUCUUGGAGCUAGUUUCUUGAAUUCCGGAGUCCCAAACAACCCUCUCCUGGAGUUAACAAAAUCCUUGGAGAUUGCUGUUGAGUCAACUGGAUUUGUACAGCUGUAUGCCCCAAGUCAGAAUAAAGUGUUCACUCCAGAGGAAACCACUCACGUCUUCUCAGAACUGCUCUCGGUGGUACGGAAAGCAGUAGAAAAGGCAUUUAUAAAAGGAGAUGAUCGCCCCCUUCCUGAAGCUGUCAAGGAGGAGUUGUCUUCCUUUGACACUGAUGUAGACAAGUCAGUGCUGGCUGGACUUGUAUCCUCCCAUUAUGCUUUGUCUGAGAGGAACUUCUCUACGGCCAUGUUUCGACCAGAGAAAGACUUUGGCUGGAACAAAGUAGUUGUUGAUGGAUUUGACCAAAUUGUUGAUGGUAUUGUCAGUGGUGAAGGGACAGAAUUUCCAAUACUUGUUGAACUUGAAGCCAUAGUACGUCAUAUCACAUACGACAAGAGAACAAAAAAGUAUAAGGUUCGGACAUUUAAUCGGGAACAAUAUGAGGCAGAUAUUGUGAUAGUUGCAGUACCACUGGGAAUUCUACAGAAGGGGGAAAUUGUGUUUGGAGAACCUCAGAAAAAGAGUACAAGUUCUGUUGCUAAUAUGCCAGACACAUGGCAUGAUACCAUUAGAAACAAAUUAGGAGUAAGUUUCUCCAACAAACUUGUGGUGGAGUUUGAUGACAUCUUCUGGCCACCAGAUGUAGGUGUUUUCACCAUGGCAACAGAUAAUGAAAAAGAGGCUGGUAUUCUUCAGACCUGGAUCAAUCUUCACAGACUCAUAAAUAAACCAGUGUUGAUGGGAAGUAUUGGGGGACCUAUUGCACAAACUUUUGAGAGCUGGACAGAUGAUGAAGUUAAAAGCAAAGUUAAGGCAAACCUAGAAAAGUUUUUUGGAGCACAAGUACAGAAUAGAACUAUCAAACGGAUAAAAAGGUCUGCCUGGCAGGAAAAUGAAAAUAGCGGAGGGGCCCUAACUUUUCCAAGAGUAGGGACUACAGCAGAACAACUGAAGAUUUUAUCAGAACCACGCUGUCCCGGCCUUUACUUUGCUGGAGAAUACACUAUUGUGGAGCACAUGAAUACGGCUCAUGGCGCUUAUAUGUCAGGUAUCAGGGCAGCAGAGCAGGUCAUGUCAGGGUACUGCCAACAAAGGGAGGAAGAGAAGAAGAAAACAGAGAAGAAGAAAAGGAAGAAGUCAGAGAAGAGAGAAGAAGAGGAGGAAGAGGAUACUGAUAGUGAGGAAGAAAAAGAAGUUCCUGUUAAACCAAAGAAAAGUAAGGAGCGGAUCAUACUGUCUGAGGAGCGGAGGAAGAAGGCCCAGGAGAGAGAUGAACUGUAAAAGUUGUGUUGAA
Molecule: messenger RNA, 1735 nt
Organism: Saccostrea echinata
Lineage: Eukaryota; Metazoa; Mollusca; Bivalvia; Ostreida; Ostreidae
Exons: 8
Coding region: 97-1722 (541 amino acids)
Molecular function (GO): oxidoreductase activity
Source: RefSeq, a predicted model, not a curated record